This is a messenger RNA of Diaporthe batatas, 3774 nucleotides long. RefSeq lists its product as uncharacterized. The record is from RefSeq and is a predicted model, not a curated record. Lineage: Eukaryota; Fungi; Ascomycota; Sordariomycetes; Diaporthales; Diaporthaceae. Gene Ontology annotation, molecular function: zinc ion binding; DNA-binding transcription factor activity, RNA polymerase II-specific. The transcript is spliced from 9 exons. Bases 841 to 3360 code for a protein of 839 amino acids. Gene Ontology annotation, biological process: regulation of DNA-templated transcription.
CAUCCUUUUUAUCUAUUUUUUUCCCGUCUUUUUUUUUUCUCAAUCCCAUUCAUCUCCACUGCACAGUAUCUAUACACUUUUAGUUUUGGCCAAUCCUUCAUCACACACAGCAAACAGGCUUGUUGAUGUGCCGUCGCGCCGAUACUUUUCGCCGCUGUCCCUGCGUUCUGAUUUCCGAUCGGGCCUCGAAGCCAACCCCUGCGGGCACGGCCUGAGGCGUCGCCAGCCGCUGCGACGCAAGGUCGCAAGCUCAUAAACCUGCGUCUUUGUGGCCAGGAGCAGAAGCCGACUGGAGAAGCGAGCUGCUGCACUUCUGCUGCACGCACUUCUGCAACCUGCAACCUGCAGUCUGCGGCCUGCAGUCUGCAGUCGGGGUUGGGUCUGUUUUGGAGCUGCUUUGCUGCUUUGCUGCGUGGCUGCCAGUGCCAACUCAGCUGAGCGAGAGUGACUGACUGACUGACUGACUGACUGACUGGGAGAUUGAGACCUUAUCGCCGCCCCUGGGAAGCCACGACCCAGGGUCCAUCCUGUCCUCCCUCCUGUCUGUCCUGUCCUGUCCUGUGCUGUCCUAAUCCCACCACAUCCCAUCGUACCUAUGUAUACCUAAUCUCACACCAUCCAUACACAUAUACACACACAUACCUGUGGUACCUUACCUAGGUACCUUAUUACCUCGCCCAGAGACACCUUAUUCCCUACCUUACCUUACCCUACCUCACCUCACCUUGCUACCCGCCCAGCCUGCCCAGCCUAGCCCACAGUCCCACACCAGCCCAGCCUCUGCCCGGCCGGCCAGCCGGCGUCUGCUUUCCUUUAACUCCACGACCAUACGCCGAACGAAUGAUCUCGGUCCACCCAACAACUCCUGUCCCCGACAGCAACCGUCUUUUGCUGCACUCCAAGGACCCAGCAGACCCCGUCAUGGCGGAGCAUCCUGCACCUGUCGCCGCCCCAUCUGCUGCCGUCGCCGCCGCCGCCGCUGCCGCGAUCCCGCCGCCCGCCAGCGCAGCACCUGGUGGCGUGACCAAGAAGAAGUUCGCCGCGCCCCCGGUCAAAUCGGCCUGUCUGGCUUGCCGGGCUGCCCGCACUCGUUGUGACGGCGGUAGGCCGUGUGCAACUUGCCAGAGCAGAAGUCGAGACUGUGUGUACACUCCCAGCCGGCGUGGCGGCCCUCGUUGCCGCAAGAAGCCCCGGCCCGGCCGCAGCGAUGAGCCCAAGCAGCUCCCCGACGAUGUCUUCGCCCUGCUCUCGCAGGAGCCUGCCGACAUGCCCCGUGACCCCAUAUCCAUACAAAAUUACAUCGACCCCGGCGCAGGCCUCAAGCACCUCGAGGACUGGGUCCAGGACAGCGACCUCAUCUUCGACAGCCUGUUCAUGAACAGCACCGGUCCCGUGUUAGGGAACGGCUUCAGCUCGGAUGUCUCGGGCACAGGCACGCCGUCGCACGCCGUGCCCAUGGUCAGAUCGUACCAGAGCGAUGCUGCCAUACUUGAUGCGUAUUAUGUCUUCAUACACCCUUUUCUCCCUAUUCUCCCCCCGCCGGAUCAUAUCCCCGUGGAUCGGCCCAUCCCACGCCUGCAGAACCAGAUCGACGUCUUCGAGGAGGGCUUCGAGCCCACCUCUCCCAUCAGCCUCGCCAUCUCGGCCAUUCUGGCCCUGAUACCCUGCCCCGAGGACGUCAACCACGCCUCGCGCGACUCUCAGCUCUUCCGCCGCAAGUAUGCGCAGUACUUCGCUCAGACUGCCUUCGAGACCAUGGAGAACGACGAGGAGAUCCCCGACAGCGCAAUCGACCCAUCCCGCCCGCUAAGCGAGGAGCACAACCACAACUUCCGCCAGCCCUUCCACCCGCGCGUUCCCGUCGAGCUCGAGGGAAUCGUCGCCCUGGACAUUCUGAGCGUGUAUGAAUAUGCGCAGCGGGGCAACAUCAAGAAGAUGCAGAACCGGGCCGGGCAGGCGCUCAUGGCCGCUAUGGAUAUCUCGCUUCACUCGUGCACCACCGAGGAUGAGUUUUCGGAGGCGAGGAGGAGGAUCUGGUGGAUGACAUACGUGUGUGUUGCGCAAGGCGCCAUUGUAAGCAAUGCGAAGCCGAGUUUCGCGUCCUUCUCGCCGAGCUACACGGCCAAGUUCCCAACCUUUGCCGCGGACCCAGAGGCAUUCGCCGCCUAUAUCCAGGCACAACGGGCCAUUCUGGCAGCGACGCAGUUUGUCAUUGAGCUUAACAAGGCGGUGCGUGACAAGGCCGACAUGAACCCGAUCUACGAGCGGAUGAAGGAGCUCGAGGCCCUGAUAGAGCCAUUGCUGUCACACAGCGAGACGUGGCUGUUGACCUCGACGACAACGUCACCCGUGGACCCAGGAGAGGCGGUGGUGGCGCGGUCGUUGCGAUGCAUGGCCAGCAUCAAGCUCAAUAGUGCGCGCAUCAAGCUGCACCGCUACUGCGCAUUCUUCGACAUCCCCGUCUUCUCGCGGAAGCAUUGCGAUCUCAAGUCGCUGGGUGACGCCGAAACCCCGGGCGACGAGCCGCGACGGUGGCCCACCUGCAGCUGCAACUCAUUUGCGAACCCAUUCAGCAUCUCGGCGACGCCAACAAGCAGCACGGGGGCCAACGGCGGGGGGUCCUCGAUCAGGUCGCCAUCCUCGGACGGCGCGGGGCCCAUGCCGACGAGCUUCCCAGUGGCGACAGCGCCGUUUGGCCAGGCCCAAGCGGGAAUGAUGGCGGCCCCGCAGCAGCAGCAGCCGAUCACCAACUUCCCGUUCAGCAGCCACCAGAGCGCCAAGAUCUGCCUCAAGUCGGCGCUGAACAUCGCACACAGCUUCGACGAGCUGCCGUUCCCGAACCCGGCCGGUGUGGCGCCCCAGUCACAACAUUCGCUCACACAGCAGGCCCACGCGGGCGUGGGCGCCGUCGGAGGGCUAGGGGCGGGAGGGGGAGGGCCACCGGCGCCGUGCUUCCUGUCGCCCACGAGCGCGACCGUCUGCCCGCGGACAAUGCCGUCGUUUGCGUGCUGUGCGAUGCAGUGCGCGUACGCGCUGCUCAUGGUACACCAAAAGACCAAGAGCAUGUACCCGUACAGUGCCGAGGUGGCGAGUAUCGCGGGCGGGGCCGGCAACGGUGCCGUGCCCAACAGCAACAACGGGCACAGCGGCGGCAUGCUCGACAGCAAUGGCAAUGGCAAUGGCGCGGGGGCGCCCCGGCCGGUUGUGGUGAACAGCCUGUUGGUCAGGCUCCAGCAGGGCCUGACCAGCAUCUAUGCCACUCUGUCUAAUUACUCUACUGCCUUUGAGGCUCUGGGCGGGAUGAGAGACCAAAUCCGAAGUGCAAUCGAGGACUCGCAAGCUUUUACGGUUGGCCUGUAAGAUAGCAGAAUACAAAAAGCAAAAAAGAGAUACCCUCGGCAUGGGUGCUGGCGUGGGCUGGAUGGUGCUGGGCUUUUUCAAAUUGUUAUUUUGGUUGGAUAUGGACCGGGAACGGUCUUGGCAGCGGACUGGGCGAUCGAUGGCGUCUGGCACACAGCAAGACUCAGCGCACGGUAUCGACCGGACCGGCGGAGUCGUGUCUUUGGGGCCAAGACGAGGUGUUGGAGCUUCCCCUGACGGCUUGUCCGUACUGGGUGGUCUGCCGAUGGCCGUGGUUCUAGGUUGACGGCGCAUAUAUGGAUUCUCUUCUCCCCACAUGGAAUGGCAUAUGUUGGCUCACAGAAUAUACCCAUAGCAAACUAAGUUGUUGGACUGGUGCUGUUCAUGAAGCGACAGACACUGGUCGUGAAUGCA